AGAUUAGAUGGAAUCUAGUUCACGACGUCACGUGGCCUUGGAGUCACUGGAUAAAACAAAGAAGUUGAAACUGCCAAGGCAGGGUUUGAGUUCUGAACAGCCUCAACAAUGUCGGAAGUGCCUAUAAUCUUAGUAACUAGCAGUGAAGACGAAGACGAACAAGUCGUAACGAACGUGAGCAAGAUCAGAAAGCACGAAGAUGAGUACAGAUUGAUAUCAGAUCUGAGUGGCUUUGAAAACCUCAGGGCCAUGGUUGAGGCCGACACUUUACUUAAAGCGAAGAGAAUGGAGAGAAAGAAAACGAACAAAAAGGAGACUGAAAGGAAACGGACGGGAAAAACAGAGAAGAUAACGUUUGUAAAUGUCGAGCCCGAAUUAGAAAACCCCCUGAUCUUUUUAGAAAGCAGCGAAGAUGAAGAAGCGAACAACGUGAAGAAGAGGAAAUACGAAGAUGAACACAAAGGGAUUUCAGAUCUGACUGGUUUUGACAACCUCAGAGCUAUGAUUGAGGCCAAGGCUCUCAAAAGGAGGAACAAGAGGAAGAGAAAUACAAAGAAGGAAAACAAUAUGGCAGAAAGAGUGGAGAAAAGUAUACCGUUAAAGAUGGAAUCAAAAAUAGAAAAACCUAUGAUUUUGAUAGCAAGCAGUAAAUAUGGAGAUGCAAACAUGGAUAAGAGAAAAUUAGAAGAUGAAUACAAAGUGAUUUCAGAUCUGAGUGGCUUUGACAACCUCAGAGAUAUGUACGAGGCAGAGGCUAUCCUGAGGUCGAAGAAGAGGAAGAGAAGGAAAAAUAAGAUUGAAUGUAAUGCUCAAGAGAAAGUGUCGGUUGAUGCUACGAACGAGACGAAGCAGUUGGAUAGAAAUCAAGCUUUAGACUCAACAGAAGCAUUGGUUACCGAGUCAGUUGAGGAGCUAGGGAUCUACUUGUUGGAGAAGAUGUUCUCUCUAGAGCUCUCCCUCCAAAGGUUGAAGAAGAAGUCGAAGAAGAAGCCCCUUUGAAGUCUUAUGGAUCUCCCUUUUUAUCUGAUCCUCUUCCCAUGUGCGCCUCGGUAGUGGUGAGGGAUAUCCGCUUUGCGUGUCUGACCCCUUCUCACUUUCCCACUUUCUCUUAACACCCCCUGUCUCCUGACACCCUCACCCCUUGUCCCUUCUUGUCCCCUCUCCCUUUCUCUUAUUUUGUCUCCUAGUGAUGGCUUGGUGUGCUGGGUCUGGUCUUGGACCUGGUGUAUUUUACCCCCUCACACGGCCCAUUUGAGGAUAGUUGAGGUGAACAUUACCCUAUAUGUACUGGCCUUGGAGGCUCUUAAGUUGAGUCUAAAGAAUCAACCAGAAACUAAUAGAAGAUUUUUCUCUCUUCUUUCUUAUCUAUCUCUAUUUUUCUUUGAGGUUCUCACCCUCAAGCGAGAUUGUUCUUUCAAAGGUGUGUUACAAUAGCUCAUCAUUUUACAGGAGAAGAAUAUGACACAAAGAUCACAGAAAAUAAUGAAGGGAAACAUGGAGUCAGCAAUAGAAAGGACUAUGAAUUUGGCAGCAACCAUUAAUGAUGAGGAUGCAAACAACACAAAGAAGAGAAAACGCAAAGAAGAGUACAGAAUGAUUUCAGAUCUUACUAACUUCGACAACCUCAGAGCAAUGUAUGAUGCAGAGGCUUUCAUGAGGAAGAGAAAGACCGCAUAAAAGCGGGAAGAAAAGGUUGUAUAUAAUGCCCAAGAGGAAAGAGAUCACUGGUUGAUACACGUGCCUUCAAAUUUUCCAUUCUGAUUCAAGACUCGUAGGCUUGUAUCUCAUAUCCUUCGUAAUUCCUGAUCAAGUGACCUGACUUCACUUCCCAAUGAUCAUCCACGAUAAUCUCGAUUCAUCAGAGUAGUCUUUUCUGUUCACUAGAAAUGGAGCAGUCAGAUAGAAUUCAAUCAGUAGAAAUAACAGGAGUGUUGGAAACCGAUUCAAUUGAGGUUCAUUGAAUGUGACUUAUUAUAUAUUCUCGUUGAGUCAUUAUCACUAUUAGCGGUGGAGGUACGUUGAUUUU
This is a messenger RNA of Juglans microcarpa x Juglans regia, 2026 nucleotides long. RefSeq lists its product as uncharacterized. The record is from RefSeq and is a predicted model, not a curated record. Bases 109 to 999 code for a protein of 296 amino acids. NCBI's taxonomy places the organism in Eukaryota, Viridiplantae, Streptophyta, Magnoliopsida, Fagales, Juglandaceae. The transcript has 8 exons.